Pseudoliparis swirei is the source of this 4720-nucleotide messenger RNA. RefSeq names its product kinesin light chain 1a (gene klc1a). Gene Ontology annotation, cellular component: cytoplasm; membrane-bounded organelle; kinesin complex. NCBI's taxonomy places the organism in Eukaryota, Metazoa, Chordata, Actinopteri, Perciformes, Liparidae. Gene Ontology annotation, biological process: axo-dendritic transport. Bases 287 to 2185 code for a protein of 632 amino acids. Gene Ontology annotation, molecular function: kinesin binding. The record is from RefSeq and is a predicted model, not a curated record. The transcript has 16 exons.
GCGCCGCCGCAGUCAGUCGGUCGUCCAGCGGACCCCAACGAGAACGGGCUCUUCUUCAAUGGCUCCGACUAAAGCUAGGAGCGGUUUGACAGUUUAGGGUGCCGGCUAUGGAGCGGGCUGGUCAAAUUUAACACCGGACGCCGUUUAGUGGGUUUUGUAACGCAUAUAUAGAUAUGUUUUGAUUUGUUGUUUUGUUUAUUUUCUACACGUAUCGGCCUACAUUAAAAAGGAGCACGUGACCCAAACAGUUAAAAGCUGCGUUGGCGACGGAUGUCCUGGAGAACGGAUGCGUGAGGACAUGUCCACCAUGGUGUGUAUGAAGGAGGAGCAGGACCUCGGGGAGAAGCUGUCCCAGGAUGAGAUCAUCUCCAGGACCAAGCAGGUGAUCCAGGGCCUGGAGGCCCUGAAGCAGGAGCACCACUCCAUCCUGGAUGGGCUGCUGGGCUCUCUGCGCUGCCUGAAGCAGGAGCAUGAGGAGGAGGUGCUGAUGGAGGAGAAGUCCCUCAUGAUCCGCAGGUCCAUGGAGAUGCUGGAGCUGGGACUCAGCGAGGCUCAGGUGAUGAUGGCGCUGUCCAGCCAUCUGAGCUCCGUGGAGUCGGAGAAGCAGAAGCUGCGGGCCCAGGUGCGCCGGCUGUGCCAGGAGAACCAGUGGCUGAGGGACGAGCUGGCCGGCACGCAGCAAAAGCUGCAGAAGAGCGAGCAGAGCGUGGCCCAGCUGGAGGAGGAGAAGAAGCACCUGGAGUUCAUGAACCAGCUCAAGAAGUACGACGAGGACCUGUCCCCAUCGGGGGAGAAGGACUCUGAUUCCAGGAAAGAGACUCUAGAUGACCUCUUCCCAGAUGACCAGGACGACCAACCGCCAGGCAUCCAGCCGACCCCCGGCAGUGCAGCGGCGGCGGCGGCCCAGCAAGGGGGCUAUGAGAUCCCGGCCCGCCUGAGGACCCUCCACAACCUGGUGAUCCAGUACGCGUCCCAGGGCCGCUACGAGGUGGCGGUGCCGCUCUGCAAGCAGGCCCUGGAGGACCUGGAGAAGACCUCGGGGCACGACCACCCCGACGUGGCCACCAUGCUCAACAUCCUGGCCUUGGUGUACAGGGACCAGAACAAAUACAAGGAGGCGGCCAACCUGCUGAACGACGCUCUGGCCAUCAGGGAGAAGACGCUGGGCCGGGACCAUCCAGCUGUCGCCGCCACCCUCAACAACCUGGCUGUCCUGUACGGGAAGAGGGGGAAGUACAAGGAGGCGGAGCCUCUGUGCAAGAGAGCGCUGGAGAUCAGAGAAAAGGUGCUGGGUAAGGAGCACCCCGACGUGGCCAAGCAGCUGAACAACCUGGCCCUGCUGUGUCAGAACCAGGGCAAGUACGAGGAGGUGGAGUACUACUACAUGAGGGCCCUGGAGAUCUACCAGAGCAAACUGGGCCCCGAUGACCCCAACGUGGCCAAGACCAAGAACAACCUGGCCUCCUGCUACCUAAAGCAGGGGAAGUUCAAGCAGGCGGAGACGCUCUACAAAGAAAUACUGACCAGAGCUCAUGAGAGAGAGUUUGGCUCUGUGGAUGAUGAGAACAAGCCCAUCUGGAUGCACGCUGAAGAGCGAGAGGAGCAGAGCAAGGGGAAGCAGAAGGAAGGCUCCUCCUUCGGUGAAUAUGGAGGCUGGUACAAGGCCUGCAAAGUGGACAGCCCCACGGUGACCACCACCCUUAAGAACCUCGGCGCCCUCUACAAGCGGCAGGGCAAGUUCGAGGCGGCCGAAACUCUGGAGGAGGCCGCCAUGCGCUCCAGGAAGCAGGGCCUGGACUCCGUCCAUAAGCAGCGCGUGGUGGAGGUCCUCAGUGAGUCCCGUGAGAGCUUGACCUCUGACACGGUGAAGUACGAGAGCGGGCCAGACGGCGGCGAGGAAGUGAGUAUGAGCGUGGAGUGGAACGGGGACGGCUCCCUCAAGAGAAGCGGUUCCUUCAGUAAACUUCGGGCGUCGAUCCGCCGCAGCAGCGAGAAGCUCGUCCGUAAGCUAAAGGGCUCGAGCCGGGACAGCGAGCCCAAGAACCCGGGCAUGAAGCGGGCCAGCUCUCUGGGGGUCCUCAACGUGGCCGACCACCAAACCGCCGGCGACCUCCACCAAGAACAAAAUAAUCGUCUGGGGAAAAGUCGCGACCUGAGCGCCAGUCACAGCGACCUGGCGCACUGAAGGUCGAGGAGGUGGGGGCGGAGCCUGAGAGGUCACUUCCUGUACAGACCCCGCCCCUUCCGGGUCAACAGCUCCUUAAAUCAGCUUCAUACCACCAAGUGUGUACGUGCGUGUGUGUGUUUGUUAAUUAAGCAAAGUGAUAUUUGGGAAACACGCAUUAAUUAACCUUAAUUGAGACAACGAGUCUGUUUCUAGAAGGAUCCGUCUUGUGUUUUUAGUUUGUUUCUGAAUGAAGUUCAAUGUUUACAUUUGUUUUUUGUUGUAAAUUAUGUUUUUAUUAUUUGUUGUCCUCACGCUGCCUGAAGAGCUUUUCUUAAUAUCUUCCUGAAUAAUACAUUUUUAAAAGCCUUGAGAAUCGUCUUCUUCAACGUUGAAAGAGUUAAAAUAAUAAAUAAGUUUAUAUAUGUGUUUUUUUCAAAAAAUACUUUGAGAAACUUUUAAAUACGGAAAAAUACGUUAAAACACAUUAAGAUACAUUCAAAUUCAGUAGUAGCCUACAUUAAAGAAUAGAAUUAAAGCGACUUUACGUUUACACGUGAACGGAGAAAUAAUAAAACGUUUAUCGUGAUGUUUAUCGUGACGUUAACGUGACGUUUUUCAUAACGUUUUACGUCACGUGUAUCAAAACGUUUAUUGUAACGUUUAUCGUGACGUUUUUCGUCAUGUUUAUCGUAACGUUUAUCGUUCGUUUUUCGUAAUGAAAUGAAUGAAUAUGAAGGAAAUAAUUUAAUGAAUAGAAUGAAGAAUUUAAUGAAGUCCAAAACUUUAUUUAAAACCAAACCACUCGAUUAAAGAUGAAUUUAUGUAAAUAAAGAAGCUGAAGAGAGAUUUGACUUCUCGGCAAUAAUUUGAUCAAAAUGAUUUUUUUAUUUUUAAAUGUUUAAUAUUCUAGCUUCUUAUUUGUUGACGUGUGUUGAAGCUUCUUGUUGACUGUUGAUCAGUCUUCUUUAACACAUUGUUGUCUUGUUGUUGUCUUGUUGCUGUCUUGUUGUUCCACAAAGUAACGAGGCACAUUGCCUGCUGCUUCUCGGUGAACCGGCAACAUUUAGGGCAACAAUUAGGGCAACCUUAGACAUUUAGGGCAAUGAUAGAGAUUUAGGGCAAUGUUACAGAUUUAGCGCAACAUUAAAUCGGCAACACCUUCAGGAACUGACAAGUGUUGUGAAGACGUGAUUUAAUUAAUUAAUUUAAAAUGAUUAGUUUCAAAACGGAAGCAAAGAAAUACAAAAAUAUGGAUGGAAAAAACAUCUUUAAAUGUUAUAAAUUUAUAAAAUUUCCCAGUUUUGACUACAUUUUAUAAUAUAGGUGAAAUUGCUUUAGAAGAUAAAAAUUAUUUUCACCUUUUGUUUUGCUUCCGUACUUAUUUGAUCAAAUGGACCGUUUGGGCUAAAAGAAAAAAAAUAUAUAUAUUUUUUUAUUUGAAAAGAUUUGAAAGCAUUUAAAAAUUAGCUCUCAACAAGAAAUCUUGGAGUUAUAAAAAAUGAUCCAUCAUCUGUUUUUCAUCUUAAAUAUUUCUUGUGUUUUCACUUUUGUUUACUAAUAAACAAACACGACUUUUCUGAGGACGUGAAUGUACAUUUAAAAGCUUUAAGGAAUUACAGAAGUUAUGUAACUUUAUGUGUGAAAGCAGUGAAGGUAAAUAAAGUGAAGUCAGGCGUUUAUUUUGUAUUUUAAAGGUCAACACACAACCUUUAUCGUAUAUAUCAAUAUUAAUAUAACUUUUCCCUUCUUACACAAGCGAGUAAUUACAUCAUAUUUAAUGUUAAGUUAUAUUUAGUUUGAGAGAAUGUGACAAUAUGAGCAGGUGGUUGAGGACGUUCAUAUUUUCUUUAAUGAUUGAUCUGACGAUUAUGAUUUUGAUAAAAAUCCAUUAAAAAAAUAAGAAUUUGUAAAAAAUAUAUUUUUUAAUUACAAAUGUUUCAAAAAAAUCAAUUAUCACAAAAUUAAUUAUCAAUGAUCAAAUAAUUAAAAGGUCAAAAAAUAUAUUUUUUAUGAAAUUAUUCGACACGAAAUUGUUAAAAAAAAUAAUUAAAUAAGUAAAUUUAAUAAAUUAUUACAUGAAUAAAUAUGUCGUCAGAAUAGUUGCUGAAUCAUUUUCAACUAAUAUGUCUGCAGCUCUUCAAGUAAUAAUUAAUUAAUUGGUCAUAUUUUACUCAUCAACACGACUAUCAAGCACAAAGAAAAGUAAUAUUCUCAGUUAUGAACAUUAGAUAGAUAUAUAUACGAGAUAAUUAAAUGUGACAUCGAGGCUUUAACAUUUUUUUUUAUGAAAACAUUCCCUCCGUCCGGUUUUUAAAAUUUACUUUUUAUUUUAUUUAGGGGCACGCGACACAACAUUGAAUGUCUUGUUGUCCUCCAUUGUUUUGUUUUUUAUUCUUUUGUGUGUGAGAUCAAAUAAUUAUAAGGAUGGAAAUUGUUCCUGGAUGAAAACUGGCACAUUGUUUAGAGUAAUAAACAGAAAUAUCUAAACGUGUUCAACAAAGACUUCAAACUGAUGUUGUAGAUUUCAUGUUUCAAUAAAAACUCAUGAUGUUU